GGCGGUCCGGGGCCCGAGCUCCGGUCCCCUCCGCUCCCCUCCGUCCUCCGCCAUCUCCCCCGAGCGCCCCGACCUCCUCCGGCGCCGCGGGGAACAUGCGGCUCCGUUCCCGGAGGCCGGCGAGUGACUGACCCGCGUACCCCCGCCUCAGCCCGCCCGCCCGCCGGCCCGGCCGCUCCCCCCCGCUUCGCCCAGGCAAUGACAGCGGCUCCGGCGUCUCCGCAGCAGAUGAGGGACCGGCUGCUGCAGGCCAUCGACUCCCAGAGCAACAUCCGGAAUAUGGUGGCAGUGUUGGAAGUGAUCUCCAGUCUGGAGAGAUACCCCAUCACCAAAGAGGCACUGGAGGAGACACGGCUAGGAAAGCUCAUCAAUGACGUCCGCAAGAAAACCAAGAAUGAGGAGCUGGCCAAGCGGGCCAAGAGGCUGCUGCGGAGCUGGCAGAAGCUCAUCGAGCCCGUGCACCAGAAUGAGGUGGCGCUAAGAGCGCUGGCAGGGGCUGCGGGCUCUGCCAAUGGGGGCGCACACAAUUGCCGGCCGGAGGUGGGGGUGGCCGGUGCCCCUAAGAGCAUCCAGGACCUUAAGAAGCGCAAUGACAUCCAGAGGCUCCCCGGGCAACGGCUGGACAGGCUGGGUGGCCGUAAGCGCAGGGGCGACCAGCGGGACCUGGGCCACCCGGGGCCACCCCACAAAGUUUCCAAAGCCAGUCCUGACCCCCUGGUCCCCAGCGCAUCCCCUCUCCCCACCAAUGGGAUCAGCGGGAGCCCAGAGAGCUUACCCAGCCCCCUGGACGGCAGUGGGCACUUGGGCCCUGAAGGCAGCCGCCUGGAGCCCAGCGAGAACGAGAAGCACAGCAACAAGAUCCCCGUGAACGCUGUGCGGCCACGCCCCAGCUCCCCAGGCUUGGGCAAGCUGCCCAUGCCCUGCCUACAGACCAAGGCUGCACAGCUGCAGCAGCUGGACAGGGCGGAUGAGCCCCCAGGCCCUCCCCAUCCUAGAGGGUCCUCUCGCUGCUCCUUCAGCCCCCGGAACUCACGGCACGAGGGCUCCUUUGCCCGGCAGCGGAGCUCAUACACAACCAAGGGCCCAGUGUCUAGCCCCUCCCCACGGCCACAGCCACUGGACACCACGCAGGUGCCAUCCCCACUCCCAUUGGCCCAGCCACCCACACCCCCUGUGCGGCGGCUAGAGCUGCUGCCCAGUGCUGAGAGCCCCGUGCACUGGCCGGAACAUCCCGAGGGCCACCCACGGCUAACGGGGCUGGCCUGCAGGGCUGGGUUGUCCCCAGAUUCUUCCAAGGCGGACAGUGAUGCUGCCUCUUCGGGCGGCUCAGACAGCAAAAAGAAAAAGAGGUAUCGACCUCGAGACUACACGGUGAACUUGGACGGGCAGGUGGCUGAGACCGGAGUCAAGCCUGUGCGGUUAAAAGAGCGGAAGCUCACCUUUGACCCCAUGACCAGACAGAUCAAACCCCUGACCCAGAAAGAGCCAGUGCGGGCUGACAGCCCCACACCCACGGAGCAGCUCCCUAGGACAGAGCUGGACCAGCAGGAGGCCAAGGCCAGCCUCCAGAGCCCUUUUGAGCAGACGAACUGGAAGGAGCUGUCGCGUAACGAGAUCAUACAGUCCUACCUGAGCCGCCAGAGUAGCCUGCUGUCCUCAUCAGGCGCGCAGACCCCAGGAGCGCACCACUUUAUGGCUGAGUACCUGAAGCAGGAGGAGAGCAGUCGGCGAGGGGCCCGGCAGCCCCACGUGCUGCUGCCACUGCCCACGCCUACUGACCUCCCAGGCCUCACGCGGGAGGUCACACAGGACGAUCUGGACAGAAUCCAGGCCCAGCAGUGGCCAGGGGUGAACGGGUGUGAGGACACACAGGGUAAUUGGUAUGACUGGACGCAGUGCAUAUCGCUCGACCCGCAUGGCGACGAUGGGCGCUUGAACAUUCUGCCUUAUGUCUGCUUGGACUGAGCUCCUGGCCUGGCCAUCAAGUGCAUUCCCACCUUGUAGGGGCUAAGCUGGCCAGCCAGGAGGGCGGGCGUGAGGCCCGCUCUCUGCCCUCCUUUUGUGAAAUGCUGCUACCAGUUUACUAACGAUUGCAAAGGAAGGGCCGCUUGGAGGGGCAGAUGGCCAAGGGAGUCCAGAACUCUGGCAAGCCAGCUAUAAAGCGUUAGUCCCCCAGCCCAGAAGAGGUGCAGAGCCCCCUCUAGCACCAAAGGCGGGGAGCUCAGUGGCUGGCAGGCAGGCAGGCAGGCACAGGAACCCUGUGGGAGAGGUUACCUUAACAGCAACAGACACACAUCUCAUCUCUGUAUCUCCUGCUCUUUGACUCUGGUGUCUUUCAGGCACAGGCCUCUCCGGCCUCUGCUGAGCCAGUGUUUUCUUUUCCGUCGUUUUUUGUGCUGGAAGCUUUUCUGCUGUGGUGAGCCUGGCGUUGUGUGGGUGGCCAGCCUAACCCACACUGCACAGGCAUCCUACCCAUAUGUAUAUGGUUUCAGUUCAAUCCCAGUUCUUAAAGAAAUGCUGCAGAAACUUCAGUUUUCUCGUUUAUUUUACCCUCUUUUCCACCCAACCACCAGCCAAGUGACUUCCCCUGUCCUUCUCCUUUCCUGCACAUCUCUAGAAAAUGUCACCUUUCUAGAGCCCUCAACCCCAAAGUUCCUGAGGGUGCUACUGGCCUGAGUUGCCCUGCAGGGCGAGGGGAGAGCCGUCUGUUCGCUGAAAACACUCAUAACCAUUCCUUUAGAUUCGUUUGCCUUAUGGUUGUCAUAAACGCGAUUUGCAAAAACAAGGAGCCUUAGUGAAUGUACAGUACCUAGACUUCUGUGUUCACACAGAAGGGGCAACUUUGCUAUUUGGUCCAGUAAGUGGACAACUUGUGAUAUAAAUGUGGAAAUAAAAAAAAAAAAGAACAUUUGCACAAACUAGUUUUGGAAUCAUUUCUCAUUUGCACUUGUGUAUAGCUAAAUCCUGCCUUUCCUCACAGGAAAGUCCCUGCGGCCCACAGC
This is a messenger RNA of Acomys russatus (golden spiny mouse), 3002 nucleotides long. It is a transcript of the gene Med26, whose product is annotated as mediator complex subunit 26. The record is from RefSeq and is a predicted model, not a curated record. Gene Ontology annotation, cellular component: core mediator complex; mediator complex; nucleus. Lineage: Eukaryota; Metazoa; Chordata; Mammalia; Rodentia; Muridae. Gene Ontology annotation, biological process: regulation of transcription by RNA polymerase II; positive regulation of gene expression. Gene Ontology annotation, molecular function: transcription coregulator activity. The transcript has 3 exons. Bases 199 to 1965 code for a protein of 588 amino acids.